This is a messenger RNA of Alligator sinensis (Chinese alligator), 2082 nucleotides long. Its product is annotated as apoptosis-enhancing nuclease. Lineage: Eukaryota; Metazoa; Chordata; Crocodylia; Alligatoridae. The coding region runs from base 79 to 1275 and encodes 398 amino acids. Gene Ontology annotation, molecular function: 3'-5'-RNA exonuclease activity; nucleic acid binding. The transcript is spliced from 4 exons. The record is from RefSeq and is a predicted model, not a curated record. Gene Ontology annotation, cellular component: nucleus.
UUGCCCGGGCAUGUGGCAGCCAUUGCCGCAGCUAGUUCCGGGAAAGACACGUGUAGCCGGCGCGGCGCGGGUCCGAGGAUGCCUGCUGGCAAGGGGCAAGCACCAGGUGUCCUGAGGCCAGUGAAGACCUGCAGGCUGGGGCAGAAGGAGUCCGAGGGCCGGUUCCUGGAGUACUACUAUGCCAAGCGGGACCUGUGCUGUGCCCAGUCCAAAGCCCAGCCGUGCCUCCGAGCGGAGGCUGACAGUCAGGCCUUGCAGAUUCAGGCUAAGAAGAAGAGCCGGAAGCACCAGCGGUUUAUGAAGCGCAGAGCUCUGCUGGAGCAGAGGGGGCUCCUGGGACCCAAGCUGGGACAAAAGGUCCAGCCAGUUGUACUCCAGCUGCCAGAAGCAGAUAUGGCACAGGAGCCACUCGCCAAGAAAACGGGCAGCUGUGGGCAGCCAGCAUUCAUGGUGCAUGAGCAGCCUGCAGGAGAAACCCAUGCCAAGCUCACCAAGCCGAAGCAGGUGCGGUCACAGGCUGAGUCAGACAGUCCUGAGGGCCCAGCGGGGCAGCGCCUCCUCUCACCACCCCAGGAUUUGGCAUGCAGAUUAUCUUUGCCUGCAAGCUCCAAAUCAGGCAGAGUUUCCUUGUCCUGGUCACUCCAGAGACCUUGGAAAUAUGUAGCCAUUGACUGCGAGAUGGUGGGCACGGGUCCUGGUGGGAAGCUGAGUGAGCUGGCACGAUGCACAGUAGUCAGCUACAACGGAGAUGUUGUCUAUGACAAAUAUAUCCGGCCGGAGCUUCCCAUUGUGGACUACAGGACUCGGUGGAGUGGGAUCACCAAGCGGCACAUGCAGAACGCUACCCCAUUCAAAGCUGCGCAGAGAGAGGUCCUGCAGAUCCUGAAAGACAAGAUCGUGGUGGGCCAUGCCAUACAUAAUGACUUCCAAGCCCUCAAAUAUUUUCACCCCAAAGAGCAGACUCGAGAUACCAGUCGGAUCCCUUUGCUGAACCAGAAGGCAGGAUUCCCCUUGAAAGCCAGCGUCUCUCUCAAGAGUCUGGCAAGGCAGCUGCUGCAUACAAGAAUUCAGGUUGGCCGGAGAGGGCACUCGUCGGUGGAAGAUGCUCAGACAUCCAUGGAGCUCUACAGACUGGUGGAGGAAGAGUGGGAGCAGAAACUUGCCAGCAGCCUUCCUCACAGUUUCCCUAGUAGCCCUACAGACAGUAAUACAGACAGCAACCACUACCUGGAUGACCAGUACUGGCCCACGGACCUGAACAUCGAUUGCAUUUGAUGUUAGAGACCAGGCAUUUCUCCUUAAGGUGCUUUGAGAUGUUCUCAGGCCUUCAGUUUGUAAGCUGAAACCAGUUGUUGGCUUCUAUUUAACACCCCCCCCCCCCCCCCCAGAAAGGUAGUCUGGUGAUAGUGCCCAGGGGACAGCAGUGAUCAGUCCAAUUGCCUGGCUAGGAAUCAUGCAAACAUAACUUGAAAGAAAUUUAUAUUUUUAGCUUAUUAAAUAACACAAAGCUGUUGGCUUUAAAAGCUCCCAUGUUCUCACCUGGCACAGUCCUAUGCCUUCUCCUGUUUGACUUUUUUUUUUUUAACACCUGGGAGACCUAAUACAAGACCAGGUGAGAAGCCCAUCUCUGCUAGCAAGUGCUCUGGAGCCUGGAGUGGUGACCUGGCCUGACAACUUCCCACUGCAAAGCAGAGAGUGUAUAAUUGUCUGCUGGAGGCAGAAAGUGCAUCUGGGGAAAGGGCAGCUCAGGGCUGUCAGCUGGUAGAAACCUUAGAAUAUCCUAGGUGCUGCUCCCUAAAGAGACCUGGGAGCUUGUUCCUCACAAGCUUUCUCCACUCUCCAUUUCUGUCACAUUAAUCCCCAGAAAGCCUCCUUUGCAAGCUGCAGGCAGCUGUUUUUCCUCUUCCCUCGAGCCCUGCCAGGAGUAUUCUGACCUCUGGCAUAGGGAGGAUUACACUUAUUUCACCCUGUCAGGGUCAAAGUGCUGCUGGGGCGUAGAAGCACCCAGACCGGGGAGCAGAGCUAAGACAUUAGUGACGAAGGGGUGUGGAUUCCAAGUGCCAAUACUUCUGCCCCGUAUGC